GCGCAGCUCAUACCUCAUACACUGAAACACGCGCGCAAGUUGGCGACGUCAAGUCCUCCGCUACACACCUCACCUCUUUUCCGCACCAGUCCACCACCACCGCCUGCUCCGCCGUCAUCACGCAGUGCCAUCGCAAACGACUCUAGAGCCCACGAACCUUUCGCUCAGGCAGCUACACCCGCGACACAUCUCCGACCAACUCCGCCAGGCAUGGCUAUGGCUGGGCUCAAGACCAUUAUCGUACUCUCCUUCAUCCUGGCGAUUGGCUUCCUCCUCGUCAUCCUCUCCUCAGCGCUGUUCGAAUCCUACCUCACACUGCUCGUGGUCGCAACCUACGUAAUCGCACCUCUACCGAACUGGAUAUGUUCGAAAGCCCAAGCGCACGAUGACUUCAUGGACAGCGGGAACAACAGCAUAGUCGAGCUGGGCAGAUUCUUGACAGGCUUCCUGGUGGUGAUGGGCAUUGCACUACCAAUCGUCCUCGCACAUUGCGAUCAGAUCAAGAUUCCGGCCAUGAUUAUGAGUAUUAUCGGCGGCCUCCUCAUCUACGGCACCAUUAUAUCCUUCGGCUUGUUCUUCCGAGAGCAGGAAGAGUUCUAGAAGGCGAGCCACCUCGCUUGUGCCGCAGCUCUUUAUGCACAGACCGAGCAAACCAGCGCCGAAGUUUUCCAUCUCAUCUCUCAUCUUCAUAAAUAGCACCCUCCAGAUGGUCUGACAAGCUGGACCUCGAAGCUCCGUUGCCUCGACCAGAGAUGCCUUCAACCGCUCGCUCUACCCCACAAACCUUAGAUCCCUGCGCUGCAAACAGAGAGGCAUCGCCGCUGUUGCUGUGGACCUGGGCACCUGUUCCUUCCCCUUCUGGGCGCCUCCUUGUUGGUUGCGGUCCUUGCUCCGACAUGGUUGUUGUUAUGUGAUUUCCGCUCACUCCGCACUGUUGAAAAUUUCGCUCCCAACACACACCGCAACCAUUUGGCA
Cercospora beticola is the source of this 975-nucleotide messenger RNA. It is a transcript of the gene VPS55, whose product is annotated as Vps55p. Lineage: Eukaryota; Fungi; Ascomycota; Dothideomycetes; Mycosphaerellales; Mycosphaerellaceae. Gene Ontology annotation, cellular component: endosome; Vps55/Vps68 complex. The record is from RefSeq and is a predicted model, not a curated record. Gene Ontology annotation, biological process: late endosome to vacuole transport via multivesicular body sorting pathway.